Rotaria socialis is the source of this 1536-nucleotide messenger RNA. Lineage: Eukaryota; Metazoa; Rotifera; Eurotatoria; Philodinida; Philodinidae. The record is from the annotation of a GenBank genome assembly.
AUGGAUGAUUUAGAAAUCGUUUAUACACUUCGUAAACGAAUUAAUAAUCUUGAAAAUAAAUUAAAAAGUUUAACCUGUGAAAAUGUUCAUAAUAAUGUUGAAACAAAUAAAAAAACUGUUUCUCGAAUUAGUAAAAUUGAAGCAAGAAUUAUUAAAUUAAAAGGUAUACAAAAUUUUACAAUUUAUCAAGUUUAUUCCAGCUUAAAUAGUAGACCAAAAACAUUAUCAAAUAUAUUUGAUAUGAAAAUGAAAAUAAUUGAAAUUGAUAUUGAAGAUAAUAUAACGAAAUUAAAAAUGGGACCUUGUUCAUUUAAAUUAGAUGAUAAAAAGCUGGCACUAAAAGAUAUUAUCUAUCCAAAUGAUUCUACUGAUAGAAAUCUUAUUAAUAUUUUAGCAAGAUAUAGAAAAUUUAUUCAUAAAUCAGAAGAUUUUUCUCAUGAAAAAUUUCAAAUCAGCCAAGAUUCAAUAGAAACUCUUAUUAUUUUACUUAAUGAUUUUAUUGGUCAGUAUGAAGGUGAAUUAACUUUUACAAAUGAACAUAUAAAUUAUUCAAAUUCUCUUCAAUAUAUGAUUUGUGGUAUUGCUAAUUUAAGUAAUAUUCAUUUAAUAAUUUCAAAUUUUAUUCAAACAGCAAUAUUUUCUGUUAAAUUAAAUAUUAAUUAUGAUCGGGAUUUGAUAAGAUCAACUUUAACAAUGAAAAUUUUUAUUUAUGAUUUUAUUAAGUCAAUAUCCGAUGUACUUCAUUGUAACAGUGAUUUUAUUCGAAUAUUUUCCAUUGAAAAACUUGAUAGUAAACGUUCUAUUAUACAAGUUAAUUUUGGUUUAACAACACCUGAAAAAAAUCAAACAGAAAUUCUUGCUCGACAUUUUCAAACUCUUGUUCGUCGAUCAGAUUUUCGAAAUGAUAAAAUUCUUCGUUUUAUUCAAUCUGAUCGUUAUCGUUAUGAAUUAAAAUGUCAAUUGUCGUAUUUUCAAUUGAGUUCAAAAGAUUUUGAUGUAAAUUCUAAUAAUGAUCCUAGAAAAAUCGAUUUAUUAAAAGAAAAUCAAUUUGAAAACUGUUCAUCUGACAUUCGAGAUGACUGGUUUCGUCAUGAAAUUAAUCUUAAUAAUAAAUAUUUUGAUAAUCAAAUAUGCUUUUCAAAUGAUAAUAAUAACAAUGAUCUAUGGCCAUUUGCUUAUCAUGGAACCUAUUCAAUAUUAUUGAAGAAUAUUUAUGAACAAAUGAAUUUAUUUAAUAAAAUUAAAAAAGAUUCAAUAGAAAAUCAAAUACAAAUAGAUAGUUCUUCUUCUUCUUCGUUUAUUUAUCUAACAACAAAUUAUAAUGAUGCUGCUGAUGAUAAAUAUACAAAAGCAAUUAGAAUAUCAAAUGGUGAUAAUAAUCAAAUGUUUAAACUUAUUUUUCAAUUUCGUGUUAGACCGAAUUCAUUUACUAUCCAUACAGAUUCAAUGACUCAUGGACCAUUAUGGAGAAUUAAUGAUCCAUUAGCAAUUCGUUCUUGUGGAUUAUUAAUUAAAAAAGAAGCUUAUUUACAAUAA